This is a messenger RNA of Mesorhabditis spiculigera, 927 nucleotides long. The record is from the annotation of a GenBank genome assembly. Lineage: Eukaryota; Metazoa; Nematoda; Chromadorea; Rhabditida; Rhabditidae.
AUGUCCUCUGCUCGCGUCUAUAUCGGGCGUUUGCCCCACCGUGCCACCGAGCGUGACAUCGAGCACUUCUUCCGUGGCUACGGACGUAUCAUGGAUGUUGUGUUGAAGGAUGGAUUCGGCUUUGUGGAAUUCUCCGACGAUCGUGAUGCUGAUGAUGCGGUCUAUGAGCUCAACGGAAAGGACCUUUGUGGAGAGCGUGUCGUCAUCGAAAUGUCCCGCCGUGGCCCACGCAAUGGUGGUGGCCGUGGACGAGACUUUGACGAUCGGUACGGAGGCGGACGUGGUGGCCGCGACUUCGGCGGACCCCGCGGAGGCGCCUCAAGGUAUGGCCCACCAACCCAAACUCGUCACAAGAUUCGCGUGGAAAACCUCUCAUCCAGGGUGUCGUGGCAGGACCUGAAAGACAUGCUCCGUCGCGAUGGCUGCGAGGUGACGUAUGCUGAUGCGCAUAAGGAACGCAUGAACGAGGCUGUGGUCUGCUUCGCCACGCGCCACGACAUCAAACGGGCCAUCGAAAAGUUCGACGACAAGGACGUGAACGGCCGUCGCCUGAAGCUGGAGGACAUCUCCGAGCCGGGACGGGAGAGCCGCUCGCGCUCGCGGUCAAGGAGCCGUCGUCGCUCGCGCUCAGUUUCUCGCUCUCGUUCUCGCAGCCGUUCUCGCUCGCGCGGAUCUCGCCGUCGCUCUCGCUCCCCGAUCAAGGAGCGCAAGCGUUCGGCUUCGCGCUCAAAGAGCCGCUCGGCGAGCCCGACCGCCAAGAAGAGCCGCACCUCGCGCUCCCGCUCUCGCACUCCAUCUCGCUCUCGCAGCCGCUCGCGCUCGCGCUCUCGCUCUCGUUCGGCUAGCCGUGAUCGAUCUCGCAGCCCGGCUGAGAAUAAAGAAAAUGGACGUGUUGAAACUGACGGUGAAAAGGAACCAAUCGAUGAC